Messenger RNA from Chara braunii, 1115 nucleotides. The record is from the annotation of a GenBank genome assembly. Lineage: Eukaryota; Viridiplantae; Streptophyta; Charophyceae; Charales; Characeae.
UGGCGCCAGUGGCGAUGAUCACGGUGACGGAGGAGAUAGGCCACGACCUGCACAUGGUGACACGAUGCGCGCCGACGGGGCAGGGGGCGAUCACCGCACAGCAGUAGAUGACGCUCGAGAUGGAGUGCAUGAUGAUGGUUCACGACCUGUCUCGGGCGGUGACCUGAGGCGCUUGAAACGCGGACCAAGGGAAAAAGACACUAUCGCUUCACGUGUGCGCAAACGUCAUGGUGAGGACUCUUUCAACGAUCACGGCGGCGAGGAGCGAAUCGAGCUGCAUGGCGGGAGCGGUCAUCCACGAGGUGACACUUCGAGUAUGCACGCGACAGCUCCGAUGGGGCCGUCCGCAGCAGUCCCAGAAUCGCAACAGGGUCCAGCACCAUUGAUGCGUCAUCCCGAGGUUCAGGGAGAGAUCAGUCCUCUCCCGGCAGUGCGGGACGAGGGUUCUGUCGGUGCACUGCAUCCACUCACGUCUGUCGGAUCGGCAGUCUCAGUUGCAGCGACCUCGGAUGUGGGACAACCACUGGCAGCGGCGGAGCAAGAAAGUAUGCUCCCACCUCGCAGUGUUCAACCGCGGCCACCGCCUGCAUUGAUGGAGGGGAGUCAGGGGACCGUUGUUGUGUGUCAAGGCGACGAUCUCCCKGAAYRUGAUAUCUCACACACUCCCGCAGCCGAGCAGAGCGCCGCAGACCAUGUCGGCCUCGCAUGCCCCACCGGCAGUCUUCUGACCAUGGACUCUGCGCUCGUUUCUCUACGGGACUUGUCGACGUUGAUAUCCCCAGGUCUACCCCAUGUGUCACCGCCCAAGCCACAACAGCCUGUUGUCAUGGAGCGUGGAUCGGACGGGUUUGACGUGGCAGGAGGCGAUAUCGCCGAUAUGAUUACGAGCCCAAUGGUGUCUGCCACGCCCACAAUUUUUCGUGUUGGCAAACUACGCGAGGUGGCCCUUGGUUUGGCGGAGACGGCGACGCGACACCGCGCGCGACGGUCAGCGCAACAUCUCACAACGCAGUCUUUCUCAUUCGUUUGACGGCGCAGAGGAAGGGUCUCAUGGUGGGCCAGUUGACACACUCGAAAGAGAAGCAAGACCCCCAAGUCCGCCGUCAAACUCAGAG